AUGGAGAUGGACGAUGAUCCUGAUCCAAUGCCACCAACCGGGACGCCAACACAUCCCAUCAGUAUCUCCAGCGGUUCUCCUUAUGAAGGAUCGCCAUAUCAAGGCCCCGAUUCAUGGGCCAAAAGGUGUAACACGUACCAAUGGGAAUUUACCCCUUCUUUUCAUAACUCUCCUCCACAACCUCCAUUGGAGGAACCGUAUCUUCAAGCGGUUACUCCACCGCCUUUGCCCAUUGAGGAACCACCUCAACAACCACCACAACCACCUCCUGAGCCACCAAGGCGAAGGAGAAAUGCAUGGAUUGUUCAAAUCGUGGCUGGCUCCGACGAAGUUAACAGUCAUCCGGUAGAAGGAAACAAUAAUGAUACCAGGAUAAAUGUUACUGGUGCUGAAUUACAAGCAAUGAUUGACACAACAGUUGCUCAAGCUGUGGACAAAAUGUUCAAGGAACCGAGUAAUGUUCGGUCUAAAACUCAUACAAAGCCCCUAUCGCAUUCGCAUACAUCGAAAAAGGAUAACUCUCGACACUUAUCCAAUCAAAAGAGUGAACCUCAGAGGAAAAUUGUUGUCAAUCAGGCUCCUAAGUACAACAAAGGUUGUACUUACAAAUAA
Helianthus annuus (common sunflower) is the source of this 612-nucleotide messenger RNA. RefSeq names its product arp2/3 complex-activating protein rickA-like. Bases 1 to 612 code for a protein of 203 amino acids. NCBI's taxonomy places the organism in Eukaryota, Viridiplantae, Streptophyta, Magnoliopsida, Asterales, Asteraceae. The record is from RefSeq and is a predicted model, not a curated record. The transcript has 2 exons.